GCAAGUACAGAAGAGGAGCGGGUCGUGGCUGAUCAAGUGCAGAGGUAAUCGACAUUGUGUUGUUUAGAGUGCUGCUGUCACAAUGAACCGCGAGCUCGAUGGGCUGCUGGACAAACUGUCAAGUAUCAACCAGGAAAUGGGUGGAGACGAUGGCAAGAGCAAGAAGAAGGACAAGAAAGGCGAUCAAUUCCACGACCUCAAGACAAAGAUCGGAGAGCGACUGCACCAUCUCAAGACGACCCUGCAAGAUAAUGACGCAGCGGCUACCAAGAGAGGGAAACAUCCCCGCGAAGCUAUCCGACGACAGCAGGAGAUUCGAGAGGAGAUUCGGCUCGUCGGUGUCGACAUCAAGGACCUCACAGCCAGCUACGACCUCGAAGUGAAAAAGAAAAAGAGCAAAUUUUCACCAGAGGAAUUAGCCAUGCGGAAGGAGAUUGUGACGCAAUACUGGGCAGAAUACGAGCGCAUCAAAGAGCUUGCAGCAGCGAACUACCGCUCCCCAGCAGGUCGACCAGCGUUCGAUACUGGCGGCGUUGCAGCGCCUAUCGGAUCAUUUGAGAAUGGCGCCUUCACUGCACGGACAAGGCCUGGUGGACCAGUUUUCGGCGGUUUGGGUGGUGCCGGCGGUGCUGGAGGAGGAGGUGACGGCCCAAUCGAGCGAGAAGUGGUCACUGAUGACCAGCGUGCCAUCCUCGCAGACAUUCAACGCAAUGAUCAGCGCUUUGAUAAUAUUAUUGAGCAGAUUGGAACGGGGGUUCAGGAACUAGGCCAGCAGGCUCGGAUGUUGAACGAAGAACUGCAGCAGCAGGCCAUCAUGAUCGAUGGUCUGGGAGAGCGAAUCGAUAACACUCAAGCACACGUGGAAAGCGUCAACAAAAAGAUGAAAGAAACCCUCACAAAAGUCGGUCGUGGCCCAGACAAGUGCAUGAUGGACAUGAUCUGUCUUAUCCUGCUGCUUGGGAUCUUGGCUGUGGUCUACAACAUGUUCAUCAAGAAGGAUUCCAGCAGCACAAGUGCGACCUCGUCAUCAUGA
Messenger RNA from Phytophthora infestans T30-4, 1033 nucleotides. RefSeq lists its product as uncharacterized. Lineage: Eukaryota; Oomycota; Peronosporomycetes; Peronosporales; Peronosporaceae. The record is from RefSeq and is a predicted model, not a curated record. The coding region runs from base 83 to 1033 and encodes 316 amino acids. The transcript has 6 exons. Gene Ontology annotation, molecular function: SNARE binding; SNAP receptor activity. Gene Ontology annotation, cellular component: SNARE complex; endomembrane system. Gene Ontology annotation, biological process: intracellular protein transport; vesicle fusion.